Truncatella angustata is the source of this 1299-nucleotide messenger RNA. RefSeq lists its product as uncharacterized. Gene Ontology annotation, molecular function: protein binding. Bases 1 to 1299 code for a protein of 432 amino acids. The transcript has a single exon. Lineage: Eukaryota; Fungi; Ascomycota; Sordariomycetes; Amphisphaeriales; Sporocadaceae. The record is from RefSeq and is a predicted model, not a curated record.
AUGUCUUUCCUCGAAUCUUUUCCUUCAGAGCUCAUACGCAACAUUUUCGAGCACUUGGCUUCUCCGGAUGACAUCCUUUCUCUGGCGCUCACGUCGAGAACAAUGCUCAGUAGGUUCCGCGGACAAGGUAAGUUGUUCUUUGGCCACAUGAGCAGCCGUCUCCUAGCACCUGACCACGUCGCUGACGCAAUCACCAUCAUACGUAUACGCCAGCUCAAGCGCGACAAAAGUCACAGCUGGAAGUCCAUCGAGGAAGGUAUUCUCGCACUUUCGCAAUCGUCGACCUCGUUGGCUCAAGCUGGUCUUGACGAUGCUGACAUCUUGCAACUGUUGAUCCUGCUGUCCCAGAUCACUCGGCUCACCAGUGAUUAUGCGAACCGGGCCUGGAAGAAAGCUCAGAUGUUUGUAUGGGUUCACGGUCCAGAGUUCUUGCCCGAUGAACGUGUCAUGUUCAGAAGCGAUAGCCAAGGUUUGGUGCUAUCGACGGCCGAGGAAGCAAAGUUCGUUGCAGCCUUCUUAAACCUGGAAUUGUACUGCCAGACAUUCUUUUGCAGAGGCAAACCGUUGUUUACGGACCGGCGCCAAAGACCGAUGUUGGACUCACUCUUGUGCUCAAAAGUCAUGUGGCUCGACGAAGCGCCUGAGCUUCUCAGAGAUGCAGGCAACGACCGACUGGUCCCAUCUCAGCACCGUUUAAUGAGUGCACUCCUCGCCGGUCGUCUUGCUCCAGAUACAGCGCAGUUUCUGAGCGUGCGGUCGUAUCUGGUGCAUCAGCACAGAGAGCUACUGUCCAUGUUCUGCCAAAAUGAGACAGAAGAUUCAAGUUUCCGCCUGACGGGCCCGAUGCUUCGACAGAACUGGAUGCAGUCGAGGAUGAGGAAAAGCGCACAGUUCGGCGACGCGCUAUCUGCCACGAGUCAGUGCUGGGACCGGAUGCAGCUCGAGCCCGAAGAUAUGUCGUACCUGCUCAAAGCCUGCGCCUACGGCAUCGGUCCCGCCUGUUCCUUGCUUGACUGUAGAGCGGAAGGUAAGCGAAAUUUCUAUCAGGAAAUCCGUCACAAAUCCGCCGUUAGCCCUGCCCUGUGCUCAUCACCUGCGUGGCAUAUUUUUAUCAAAGCCACGCAUCGGUCCAAGCAGCGGGGCUUUGCGCCCACUUUCUGGGAUGCCCACCGCUUAGAAGAGAUUGGUCUUAUGGCGAUGCACUUGGAAAACCAUGCACUAGUACUUGCAGAUACAGGUUCACAGUAUGCGUAUGAAACUGCAUUGCAAGAUGAUGACCCUUACUAUAGUUAUGUCUGA